Messenger RNA from Salvelinus fontinalis (brook trout), 1143 nucleotides. RefSeq names its product gamma-aminobutyric acid receptor subunit alpha-6-like. The annotation marks the transcript as partial. Lineage: Eukaryota; Metazoa; Chordata; Actinopteri; Salmoniformes; Salmonidae. Gene Ontology annotation, molecular function: GABA-gated chloride ion channel activity; transmitter-gated monoatomic ion channel activity involved in regulation of postsynaptic membrane potential; benzodiazepine receptor activity. The transcript is spliced from 9 exons. Gene Ontology annotation, cellular component: GABA-A receptor complex; synapse; dendrite membrane. Gene Ontology annotation, biological process: nervous system process; signal transduction; monoatomic ion transmembrane transport. The record is from RefSeq and is a predicted model, not a curated record.
AUGGGUAUCAUGAUUCUGAUUUUGGUCACUUUGACCUGUGUUGGCCGUGUCUAUGGACGAGAAAGCUACGCAGGUGAAAACGUCACCCGUAUUCUGGACCGACUACUAGAUGGAUAUGACAACCGGUUGCGGCCAGGAUCUGGAGAUAUGAUUACAGAGGUGAAAACAGAUAUCUUUGUCACCAGCUUUGGACCAGUAUCAGAUGUGGAAAUGGAGUACACCAUAGACAUGUUCUUCCGACAGACCUGGGUGGACGAGAGGCUGAAGUACGACGGCGCCGUGGAGAUCCUGCGUCUCAACAACAAGAUGGUGGAUAAGAUCUGGAUACCCGACACGUUCUUCAGGAACUCCAGGAAGUCCAUCGCACACAAUAUGACUACUCCCAACAAGCUGUUUCGCAUCAUGCAGAACGGGACCGUCCUCUAUACCAUGAGACUCACCAUCAGUGCAGAGUGUCCCAUGAGUCUCAUGGACUUCCCUAUGGACGGACAUGCCUGUCCUCUCAAGUUCGGCAGCUAUGCAUACACGAGCAGUGAGAUCACCUUUACCUGGAGGAAGGGUCUGGAAGCUUCUGUAGACUGUCCUCGGGAGUCUAUCAGUCUGCUACAGUAUGACCUGGUGGGACAGAGGUUAUCCAUGGAGACAUUCAAGUCCAACACAGGUUUCUACUCCGUCAUGGUAGUCCAUUUUCUACUACAGAGGAAGCUAGGCUACUACCUGAUUCAGACGUACAUCCCUCUGAUUAUGGUGGUGGUGCUGUCACAAGUAGCCUUCUGGAUCAACAAAGAGUCUGUCCCUGCACGCACUGUGGCUGGCAUCACCACGGUCCUCACCAUGACAACCCUCAGCAUCAGCGCGCGCCAGUCUCUGCCCAAGGUGUCCUACGCUACAGCCAUGGACUGGUUCAUCGCCGUGUGUUUUGCAUUUGUGGCGUCCGCGCUCAUCGAGUUCGCCGCCGUCAACUACUUGGCCACGCUUGAGGCCAACAGACUGAAGAAGAGGAACGCCAGGCAGAACAAACUGGAUGUCCUGGCUGAAGCAUUUUAUGAUGAGGAGGAGGAGGAUAAGAGUGCUUCAUCUCCCCUCUCAGAGAGAGGGGGCCUGAAGAAGAGGUAUAACUCCAUAUCCCAGAGUGAGAUGGAC